Messenger RNA from Stomoxys calcitrans (stable fly), 2277 nucleotides. Its product is annotated as neprilysin-4. The record is from RefSeq and is a predicted model, not a curated record. Gene Ontology annotation, cellular component: plasma membrane. The transcript has a single exon. Gene Ontology annotation, biological process: protein processing. Gene Ontology annotation, molecular function: metalloendopeptidase activity. Lineage: Eukaryota; Metazoa; Arthropoda; Insecta; Diptera; Muscidae. The coding region runs from base 125 to 2173 and encodes 682 amino acids.
CAAUUUUAAAUUAGUCCACUUAAGUUAAUGUUCGAGUAAACAUCUCUGCAGAGUGAUAGAAAACAAAAGAAUACAAAAAAAAAAGAAACAUAAAAAACAACAACAACAACUGAAUCGCAUUUCAAUGACACCAUUCACAAUGGAUAGUGGUCAUAAAUUUGUACUUCUUUUGCUGGCCCUUACGGUGGCCAGUGUUGCCAGCAUACCGGUACAACAAAAUUACUCCUCAACCUUGCUGCGCUUGGCCAAGGGCUCCGAAAUGAAAGCCUACUUGAAUGAGGAUAAACCGCCAUGCCAAAAUUUCUACAAAUUUGCCUGUGGCAAUUGGGCUCGUCUCAAUCCAGCUCCUGCUCGUGGCAAAAGUUCCCAUCUGGGACAACUCACAGAAUUGUACAACCUUAAGAGUGCUGAAAUGUUAUCGUUGGAAAGUAAAAGUGACUCUGGCAUUGAUCACAAACUCAAAGAUUUCUAUGAUUCCUGUCUGAAGACGGGGAAACUGGACAAAAAUGCAUUGGACACCAUUAUACGAGUGGUGAAUUUCACCGGAGGCUGGCCUGUCAUUCACGAUGUCAAUUGGUAUGACUCCCAUUACGAUUGGUUGCAAGUGGUGGCCGAAAUGCGGCGCAAGUUGGGUGUGGAUAUUUUGAUAGGCCUGAAAAUUGUUCCCGACUUCAUGGAAAAGGAUAUGAAUCGCAUUAUGGUGGGUGCCCCCAAAAUGUAUUUGGAUCGUGAUGCCUAUCUGCAGGAGGAUAAGGAAAGUCUGCGACUUGCCUAUACAAGCUCCAUUGAAAAUCAGCUGCAUCGCUAUUUCCCCGAAAUGUCCGAUGAAUGGGUAUCCGAGGUGGCCGGUCAAGUUUUGACAGUGGAGAAGCGCAUGGCCGAGGGAUUGCCCAGCAACAAGGCCUUGACCAUGGAACAAUUGACCCGACUGCGCUAUACAGCCGAUUUGAAGACUAACUAUGGCAGCUAUGUGGACAUAGGUCGUUAUUUGCAUGUCAUCUUCAGCCAGACCAUCUAUGCCCAGGUGUAUGAAUCUCCCGAGGAUUAUUUCUCCAGCCUUAUGGAUGUCAUCAGGUCCACGCCCAAACUCACCAUAGCCAAUUACACCAUGUGGAAGGUAUUGGAGUUUUUCGAUUUACCACGAGCCCAAUUAUCCAAGACAAAAGAGCAUUGUGUGGGCAAGGUCAUGGAGUACUUCCCCGAGGCCUUGGAGAGCAUGUUCUCCCGCAACUAUCAGACCAUGCAAAUGAUCAAUGAACUGCAAUCGGUUUGGUCGGAUGUUAAAAAGACUUUCCGUGCGGAAUUGCAAUCUUCGCAGCGCCUUACCUGGAUAAGCACCGAGACCAAGCAGAAAGCCAUAGAAAAGUUAGAGGCCAUGGAAUUGGAAAUCAACUCCUCGGAUAGCCCAUCCAGCAAUUCCAUGCAAAAAUUGUUUGUUAAUCGCAAUAAUUACUAUCAAAAUAUCAUCACAAUAUGGCAAUGGAAGACACAAUUAAAUUUGGAACAACUCUAUGAGAAGCCUAUGGAACCGGUGUCCCAGUUCACAGUGCCCCAUUAUGUCUAUGAAAAGAAUAGAAUUGAGGUUCCUGUUAUCUUUUUGCAAUCCCGUUUCCUUUGGGACCCUGCCUAUCCCCAUUCUCUGCUCUACAGUACCCUGGGCUAUAUACUGGCCCAACAAAUGCUUAAAGGCUUCGAUUCGCAAGGUCGCAAAUAUGACAAACAUGGCUAUCAAAAGUCCUGGUGGGACACCAUCUCCGAAAAGGAUUUCGAUAAUAGGGCCAUGAAUUUUGUGGAUCAAUAUAAGGAAUAUAAAUUCCCCAAUUGGGUGCAAACCGAGGAUAAGAAUCUCAUCAACACCUAUGUCUCGGACAAUGGGGCCCUCAUUAUAGCCUGGAAGGCCUAUCAGCAAUGGUGGAAAAAUGUGGCCCAUGCCGAUUUGGUGGAACAGGAAAAGUUGCCGCUACUGGACAAAUACAAUCAUCAGCAAUUAUUCUUCAUAGGCUUUGCCCAGCUGUGGUGUGCGGAUUAUGCCGAGGAUAUACCAGAGUUCAAUGAUUUACCCGAACGUUGGCGUGUCAUAGGGGCCUUGGCCAAUUUGAAUGAUUUUGCACGAGAAUAUCAAUGUGAGUUGGGUAAUAAAAUGAAUCCUGCACAAAAGCGUUUCUUGUAUUGAAAGCAAAGUUGGCAUUGUUUUUUAUUUUUUCACAUUUAGUUGUCUUUAUGUUUUUCUGUUUUCAUUUAAGAAAUUUGAAUAAUAAACGAAAAAUUAUUUUCAAA